UUGAAGAAUUUCAUCCUUUCGAGUAACUCUGCGGGCAAUUCGGCAGAAGUGGGAGACCUCGUCACUGCCUAUACUGAACUGCGUGAAGAAGUGGAAGAACUGCGGGAGAAUUAUAGAAAAGCCAAAGAAUCGGCUGAACAGCUGACAAGAGAACGCGAUUUCUUGAAAGCGAAGGUCAACGAACGACAGAUUUACUCAGAUCAAGGGACCAGUUCCUCAACAGAGGAUGACGUCUUCCGUUCUUCAAACGGGACCGUUCAGUCGGUGACUGCAGGACCCAGUGAGGAUUUUGCUCGCAGGAUGCAGCAGCUGCGGGAAGAAAAGGACAAGUGGGAAAGGUAUGCAAACCGGCUGGUCGAGAAGGUGAUGGAAACCCACCCCGAGAUCCUGGACUCGGCAGUAGCAAACAAUUCGGCCAACCUCUCUGAAUUCGACAGGAAACUCUAUCAAUCAAUGCGCAGACAGAGGCAGACCAGGCAAGCGGUUGCUACGGCCUGUCAAGAUGCACGGGUAGAAACCGCCGAGAGUGUGGCUCAGACGCGGAGGCGACGCAUCGACAAGAUACGUGACUUCUUCCGCAGACACAAAAAACACUAA
This is a messenger RNA of Dibothriocephalus latus, 597 nucleotides long. Lineage: Eukaryota; Metazoa; Platyhelminthes; Cestoda; Diphyllobothriidea; Diphyllobothriidae. The record is from the annotation of a GenBank genome assembly.